UUCGAAGAAAAUCCUUACCUCUCCACAUCUAAUCAUGAUGGACGAGGCAUCACUGAAUGGAAUAUUGAUGGUCUGGCUGAGCAUCAGAUCUACAAUAAGCUCCAUGAGAUAGCGGUAGCCAUCACAGCCUACAAAAUCAAAGGUUCCUCUGACAAAGGUGCCGCCACCAUGGUUGUCUCGGGUUUCACCGGUAUGAUCAAACACUGGUGGGACAAUUAUGUCUCUGAGGAAGAAAAGAACCUCAUCUAUAAUGCCACGGUUCUUGAACAGGUAACCCGAACUGUUAAUGGUCAAGAAACCCUGGUUCAAGAAGCACAAGAAGACGCUUGUGCAACCCUGCUCUAUCACAUAUCUAGACAUUUUGUAGGAGAACCAAAACUCUUCCAAGAUAGAAGUCUAGAAAUUCUCAAUAAUCUUCGCUGCAAAAAUCUUGCAGAUUUUAGAUGGUAUAAGGAUACCUUCCUUGUUAAAGUCAUGAUCAGACCUGACUGCAAUAAUGAUUUCUGGAAGGAGAGAUUCAUCAGUGGUCUUCCCCCAUUAUUUGCAGACAAAGUCCGAACAAAACUUAAGGAUAGAUUUGAGGGUCAAAUUCCUUACAACAUACUCACCUACGGAGACUUAGUAAGCUUCAUUACCACUACUGGGAUAGAACUCUGUACGGACCUCAAGCUUAAACAACAGUUGAAGCAGAAUCAUAAAUACGGUCUGACAACCUUCUGCCAAGAUUACGGUUUUACUGACCUCCAUGACCGAAAGAGGCAUAAAAGAAUGCCCCCGAAACGUCAUAAAAAAUCUUAUCCAAAAAGAAAGACUUCCUAUAAAGAAUCAAGUUCUUAUAAGGAGUCAAGUAAGCCCCGCCGAAAAACCAGGCGCAAAUCUUUCGCAAAAUCUAAAGAUACCUGCUGGACUUGCGGCAAGACCGGUCAUAGAGCGAAAGAUUGCACAUCAGGUAAACGAAAAAAGAUCAAUCUUCUUGAUCUACCUGAUGAAACCAAAGAAAAACUCUUCUCUAUUAUGGAAGACCCCUCCGAACGCUGA
Messenger RNA from Capsicum annuum, 1038 nucleotides. RefSeq lists its product as uncharacterized. The record is from RefSeq and is a predicted model, not a curated record. Gene Ontology annotation, molecular function: zinc ion binding; nucleic acid binding. The transcript has a single exon. Lineage: Eukaryota; Viridiplantae; Streptophyta; Magnoliopsida; Solanales; Solanaceae. The annotation marks the transcript as partial.